AUGAGUGCACCUUUGCAGCCGUUUGAUGAUAAACAAGGGCCUGGAGACGUGGUGCUUGUACCGCCCGUAACAGCUACUAGCAAUCACCUUUUUAAUUCGCCGCAACAAGGUGACGCCUCGUUUGUGGAUACUAGCCAGCAGGGGUUGGCGAGUUUCCACUCGCAGAAUUUCAUGGACCAAACCGGCAGUUACAGUCCUGUGGCUGAGCCGCAGUCUUUCUACAACACUGGGUCACAGUCCAAAAUGGCUCCUAGCCAAUCUUUUGCUGGCAUGAGCAGCUACGCUUCUGAUUUCCAGCCACAUCAUAGCUCCAACUCACUCUAUGAGCGCGACAAUGCGAGCAUCAGCUCAAACCAGCCUUUGCAAGAUCCCUACCCGUGGAUGACGAUGUCAGACGUCAAGGAGCCCGACGACGACUUGCAUGAUCCGACACAGCGCGACAGGGUGCGCGGAUCUGCACAGCGCGCGAUUCUGAAUAUCAGCACCUUGGUUCUUUUCGUACUUGCUCUUUUGAUGCUCUUCGCGGGAUACCCUAUUUUGCACCACUACACAGAGUCCAAGGAUCAAGAUCAACGCCAGGCUGACAUUGCUAGGGAAAUGUCAGUAAAGCCCCCAAUUUUUGCGGAUCCCAAGUCAUUCCCGCUGAACCGGGUUAACAAUACGAUUCCUGGGGUAAAGGACCCGAGAAUCAAGUCUUUGAUUGACCCUGACACACCGAAAGAUGCGUACACAAUGUCCCAAUUUUACUCCAAGGGCAAUGGCAAGAAAUAUCAGCUCGUUUUUUCCGACGAAUUCAACGUCGACGGCCGAUCCUUUUAUGCAGGUGAAGAUCCGUUCUGGGAGGCAGUCGAUCUUCACUACUGGGCGACGAACAACUUUGAGUGGUACGAUCCUGCGGCGAUUACCACACAGAAUGGAUCGCUGCGGAUCAAGCUGGAAGAGCACCCUGAGCACGGUGUCAACUUCCGAGGCGGCAUGCUCCAGUCCUGGAACAAAUUUUGUUUCAGGGGUGGUAUUAUCACCGGCCGUAUCCAGCUUCCAGGUUUCCGCAAUGUGCAAGGUUUGUGGCCUGCGUUCUGGCUCAUGGGUAACUUGGGCCGUGCUGGAUAUGGUGCUACCUUGGAAGGGACAUGGCCUUAUUCCUACGAAGCCUGCGACGUGGGCACUGUGCAAAACCAAACGAUGUACAACAGGACGUACCCACAAGGCUACCCCCCUUACAACAACGUGGGUGGUGCCUAUGUGUUUAAUAAAAAGCAUAACACCACCUCAUUGUCCUUUUUGCCGGGCCAGAAACUCUCUGCGUGCACUUGCCCCGAUGACGACCACCCUGGUCCCAAGGUGAACAAUGAAUGGAAAGGACGUUCCGCGCCGGAAAUCGAUGUGUUUGAGGCGCAAACGUCUGAAGACCAUGUUGGUGUUUCGCAAUCGUGCCAGAUGGCUCCGUACAAUUGGCUAUAUGAUAUCACCAUGAACCACAACAAUGGACAGCCGGGUGAUGCAGCCUACAAUGAUACACUGUACAAAAUGUUCCGGAACCAGGGCCAACUCAGCGAGCUGAAUUCAUACCAGGGCGAGAUUACCCAACAAUCUCUUAGUGGUGUGGCCUGGGCAAGCCAACAAGCCGUGCAAUAUGCAGCGAAGGAAAACUGGGGAUCCAGCUAUUUGGACCCUCAACUCACAGAAGGUGGGGAGCUUGCUGAAAACUUUGCCGUCUACUCGCUGGAAUACGCACCCGGCACAGCUGGACACGCCGCGUGGAAGAGCAAUGACCAGCCGACAUGGGAGCUUUAUCCCAAAGCACUCCAGCCUGAUCUUCGGUCGAAGAUCAGCGCACGCCCUUUCCCAAGCGAACCAAUGUACAUUUUGUUGAACCUUGGUAUUUCGGAAAAUUUUGGUAACAUCCAGUGGGAUAAAAUCAUAACUGGAUUCCCUUUUGAAAUGGCGAUCGACUAUGUGCGUGUGUACCAAGACCCGGAUGCAAUUGAUAUUGGUUGCGAUACACCCGAGUAUCCCUCUAAGGACUAUAUCGAGAAGCACAAGGAGGCUUACACCAACUCUGAUUUCACCGUUUGGGGCGGGUCUCGAGACGAAGGGGGGUAUGGCGCAGACUGGCCCAGGAACAGGCUCUACAGCAGUGGGUGCAAGGGUCUCAAAGGCAAGGACCCAGGUGACCCUAAUCCAAAAGUGUCGGAACAUAAGGCGACUUUGUACAGCAGUACAGAGUUGGUCACCGCUACUGUGAUCAGCAACCCUCUUACUAUACCCAAGAAAUACAUGUCUCUCUUCCUAACAAUGUCUUUGAAAUUCAUGCAGACAAAGAAUCAUGACUCGGAGCGCGAAUUUCGAAGCCACCAGCGCCCCGAAGCAUUAACCGGCACUUUAUUUCCUCUGUCUAUGAAUACGGUCUCCAAGCUUGCCAACACGCAAGCCAUUACUGUCUCAUCGGAACGCCUCGUGCCGCAGGUAUUGCCCGAUGGGCCGCUGCACAACCCAGCGUUAACCACACACGGCAUGCCGACGCUCGCGAAAGGUACGCCGACUUCUACCGCUCCUUCUGAGCUCGCACCCGGCACGUUUCCCAGCUUUGAUCAGAAUUUGCAUUUGGACUCGAUCGCUUCGGCCGCGACGGAGGCAGCAGCUACCCAGUUUCAGGAUGUACCCUUGUUUUCGAGCCCUGCGUCCAGUGCACCCACAUCUCUCAAUUCGUCGUUUUCGUAUGGCUCCAGCACUCAAUCCAUUCCCUAUUUAUCCAUGAUGAGCCAAGCGCCCACGAACUCUUCGCCUUUUGACCGACCGAACGGGACAGAGCAGUGCAGCGACGCAACGCCUGCACUUGCCUUGCAGGCCAAACUGCAAUCAUUCCCUACGAGCCUCACCACAGGUGUAGAAGCGCCACUGACUUUUUCAAGCGACGCGGCGUGUCUUGUCCCGGAAGGCACGCCCAACGAGGGUGUAGAGUUCGAACCACAUCUCACAAGCGCACCGGGCUCUCCAUCUACCUUGAAAGACGAAGCAUCACAGCAAAAGGCGAUAGAAGAUGCGUUUGAGGGCGGCCGCUCUUUUUCGCGCAAGCAUGAUUUGCAGCGCCACGUAGCGAGCGUCCACGAGCACGAGCCCGAACCUGGUAUUAACGAAAACACGGGCGAGGUUGAGGAAGGAACACAAGCUGGCGGCCUUGCAAGCCUGGGCCUUGGGACGCCUGGCAAAAAAUUUCACUGCAGCCAAUGCACCCGCGCUUUUGUGCGACGCGAUGCGCUCCAUCGUCAUCAAUGCGUCAAGACCGAGCACGCCAAAGAGCUACUCAAUGACGAAAAAAGUAAGCUUGUGGAUGCACCGACAAAAGCAGCGGCUCCUUAUGUCGUGCGUGGAUUUCCUGACCAAGUGAUCCAACAAGUUGCACUGAAACUCAUGGCCGAGACCGAAGUGAAUGCUCAGUGUGGAUCCAUGCUUCAGGAGAACCAUACGCAAGACGGGCAGGGGAACCCGAGCAGGGAUAUGCCUCUUUCUUUAGGUGCCCACUGCAUAUAG
Malassezia vespertilionis is the source of this 3531-nucleotide messenger RNA. RefSeq lists its product as uncharacterized. The record is from RefSeq and is a predicted model, not a curated record. Gene Ontology annotation, molecular function: glucosidase activity. The transcript is spliced from 4 exons. Lineage: Eukaryota; Fungi; Basidiomycota; Malasseziomycetes; Malasseziales; Malasseziaceae. Bases 1 to 3531 code for a protein of 1176 amino acids. Gene Ontology annotation, biological process: (1->6)-beta-D-glucan biosynthetic process; fungal-type cell wall organization. Gene Ontology annotation, cellular component: endoplasmic reticulum membrane; plasma membrane.